AUGGCUGAUGCCAUCACAUACGCAGACCUGCGCUUUGUGAAAGUGCCCUUGAAGAACAGCGUAUCUAACCAUUUAGGACAGGACUGUGAGGCCUACGAGGAUGGGGAACUCACCUAUGAGAACGUGCAAGUGUCUCAAGUCCCAGGAAGGCCACCAGGCUUGGCUUCCCCCGCACUAGUGGACAAAGCAGGGGUCGGGUCAGAGCAACCAACUACAUCCUGGAGCUCCGUGAAGUCAUCUGCUCUCAGGCAGAUUCCCAGCUGUCCUACAGUCUGCUUGCAGUACUUCUUGCUUGGCCUUCUCCUGGCCUGUCUGAUGUUAGGGGUGGCUGUCAUCUGCCUGGGAGUCCAUUACCUGCAGGUGUCUCAGCAGUUCCAGGAGGUGACCAGGAUUUGGGAAGCCACCAACGGUAGCUUGCAGCAGCAGCUCAGGGAGAAGAUUAGUCAGCUGGGGCAGAAGGAGGCAGAGCUUGAGGAGUCGCAGAGAAAGCUGACCUCCAGUCAGGACACAUUAAAGGAGAAGCAGAAGACUCAUGAGGGCACUGAGCAGCAACUACAGGCCUGCCAGGAUGAGAGAGAGAAGACAAAGGAGAAGUUGAAAAGUGAGGAGCAGCAGAGGCGGGACCUGAACCAGAGGUUGAUGAGCAUGCAGGAUAGGCUGAAGAGCAUGCGGGACACACUGAGGCGCUCGUCCUCCUGUUCAUCAGACACCUGCUGUCCAUGUGGAUGGAUUCAGCAACAGAAAAGGUGCUUUUACGUCUCACAUGCCCUCAGGAGUCUGGAGGAGAGCCAAAAAUACUGUGAAUCUCUGUCUUCCAAACUGGCUGCACUCACCGAACCUUUUAAGUAUCAACUUUCUCUGCCCAGCAGAUUAAAGGAGUUGCUAGAUGGUUCAUCACCAGAUGGUUCAAAGUCAUAUUGGACCCAGCAGACGAGCCAUAUUGAAGAUAAUCCACAAAAUGGGAAGAAGAGGAGGUCUGAAUCUUCUCAAAACUCAUGUGAGCUGAUAAAAAACUAUUACAAGUCAUGGUGGAAAAAAAAUGAUUCCAAGUGUACAGAGCGUCACCCCUGCAUUUGUGAGAUGGAGGCCUUCCGGUUUCCUGAGGAGAUCCAUCUGAACUGAAGUGGACACUUGAACAAGACCAUGUGAUCUACAUCCUUAACCUACGGCCGGCCAAUUCUUCAGACUGC
Molecule: messenger RNA, 1190 nt
Organism: Arvicanthis niloticus (Nile rat)
Lineage: Eukaryota; Metazoa; Chordata; Mammalia; Rodentia; Muridae
Gene: Cd72
Product: CD72 molecule
Cellular component (GO): plasma membrane
Molecular function (GO): transmembrane signaling receptor activity
Source: RefSeq, a predicted model, not a curated record